Molecule: messenger RNA, 2799 nt
Organism: Haliotis rufescens (red abalone)
Lineage: Eukaryota; Metazoa; Mollusca; Gastropoda; Lepetellida; Haliotidae
Exons: 7
Coding region: 131-1465 (444 amino acids)
Source: RefSeq, a predicted model, not a curated record
AGAAGCCAUCAUCUGCUCGUGUGCCUUGUAGAAAUGUAUUACUAGUAUCUGCUCAACUUCUUCCCGCCUGAGUUUGCCGAUUCAAGUGUUGCACAUGCGGUUCGUCUUUAAGUUCUAAACGAUAUACAACAUGUUGUGUCUGGAAAGUCUGCAAAACCAUCUGGAACUCGACAGUUUUGAAGAAUGCACCCCCUUCAGCAACUUUGAAACCAGAUCUGCAGUGAAGACUGUUGUCCUGACACAUUGUUAUGGCAGAGGAAAGACAAAGGCAGAGAUUUGUGUACCAAGACUACCUCGUGGAAUCACUUUGGUGGCUGCUAAUGCUUUGCCUAGCGUUGAAUUGAGAAGCAUACUCCCAACCAAGAAGCGUAUGGGGAGGGGGAGAGCUCGCAUACUGUCCCAGCAUGCAGCCAAUCAAGCAGAACAGGUUAAAGAAUUCCCUACAAGUACAGCUAGGCAUGUUUCCAUGGGAACACCUAAAGAAUCACCGUUUCAGCAUCCUUUUAAGCAUCCUACAGGCUCAACAGAUUUUGGAACAACUCUUUUUGAUGAUUCUGACUGUUACAUGUCUGAUGAAGAGAAUCAGGAAGAAAUCCUGCUGCCAUCACAGAGAGGGAUGGUGAGUCGCCCUUUUCUACCACCUCCGAAACAUACUAAAUCUUUUGAUGUCAAAUCUAAAAAUGAUUUCCCAACACUUGGAGGAGCACCUCAAAAUGAUGUGAACACUAAUACCAACAAUGCAGCUACAUCGGUGAGGACGUUCUCACCUUUACCACCAAGACUAAGCAAGAAAGUAACAAAUGUAGACAUUAUUUUCGAACCAAUGAAAGACAAAAAGUCAAAGAAGAAACGAAAAUCAGAAAAUAAAAACAGAAGCGAAACCAGAAUGGUUGAUACAGAAUCUCAGCAUAUGGAUAUAGAUUUGAAUUCUGAUGGUACUAUGAGAGACAAGUAUGUGAUUUGUGAUGCAGAGGGAAUUCCUGGUAAAGAAAAUGUUACUGUGAAGCCUAUGUUAGAGUUAUCUCCCCUGAGGGAACCUCUCCCAGUGGAAGCAGACGUAAAAGACAUGAGUGGUGGUAAGAUAGACUCAAAGAAAACAGUUGUAUCAGACUCCUGUGAUGUGAAACAUAUGAAGGGACCUCCUUUACAACACACAGAUUCUUGGACAAUUGUUGGUGCAAAUGUAAUACAGAUUGAAGGUGUCCCUAAAGAUGGAAACACUACCGAAUUAGAGGAAAUGGUUUCAGCUUAUGGAGUGGUUUUGGAGUCCCAGAAGAAGACACUUUCUGAUGGGAGAGGUGCUAUGAGAUUCAGGUACAGUGACUCAGAUUUCUGUGAGUGGGCUGUGUCAUGUCUACAUGACUCAGAUUGUGUCUUCCCAGUACUGAUUCACCUAGUACUCUGGUUUGCUACAUUGUGGAAUGAUGGGGAAACUGAUGAGACUAGAGAGAGAGAGGCUGAGUGAGUGUAUUAAGUGGGAAUUCACACCCACCAAGAAUGUGCCUCGCACUCUGUGGCAGUGUGGAGGAUCAAGUUGGUUAUGUGUUGGACGAACAAAGCACAAACUGGGUACCCAUCAUGACUUUUACAAAAACAUGAUCUAUUUCUUCAAUUGGCAUUUAGAAGCUUAAAACACAUCGGAACAGCAGAUGAUCAACAAGAAAGGCAAAGUGAAGGACGAAUCAUAUUGUUCAUGCAAACAACUUUGUCAAUAUGUUAUAUUGAAUGAUAUAUGUACCCCGUAUUUCAUUAAGGAUGACAAUAAGGCUGUAACAGCAGAUCCUUAAUGAACCAAUGUGUCCGUCUGAAAUAUCCAGUUCCACUACCUUGUGUGUGCGGUACCCUGGGUGAUUGAGAAUGACCCUUAGCUGACCUUAAUACAUACCAGACUAGGAGUCUAAUGAAAGGGAGAACCAUAAUUAUAUUAUGAUUAUAAUACUAUGACAAGAUGGUUUCAGUAGGUCUUCGGAAAAAAAUCUUUUUCAAAUGGAGCCACCGGCCACCUUAUGUUAUUUUUCUGGUAGCCAAUGCAAUAUAUAGGCACCAGUACAUGUCAACAUGGAGGCUUAUUCAACAUGAAACCAAGCAAUGUAAAUGAGCCAUAUUUCUUCAUGAGAUACUGCUAAACAAACAUAAAUCCAGGCUCAGAAUCCGCUAAUCAGCAUAAUCUGUACAGUCCAUAACAACAGCAGGGGUGGAAGGUUUGCUCGUGGGUCAGCGAUGUCAACGACUGAGUCGUUUCGAAGUGGCGCAUUGACAAAUACAGUUGAGCACGUGCAUUACACAAUCCACCGCUGUCCCCUGUUCAGUGGAAAUAGAUUCAUCCCUUGCAGUGGAACGCCUGCUGUGCCAAGGUGCUGUGUUUCUUAAGCUUGUUUGGCAGUAAUAUCAUUAUCUUCUGAAAACACAACAUAAUUUCUUGCAUUGGCCAUCAUAAUCAUUUAAAAAUCCUUGUACUUGCUAACACUGGUAACUUAUAGCAUUCAUUGCACGAUUUUAGAGGAGCAGGGUCCCAGGUUUUGACGCAUGUUUCAAACACAUGCUGAUUACUGAUGGUGCAGUUUUUGUAUUACGGAUCUGAAAAUCGUGUCUUGUGCUUCUUGAAAACGCUUCAAAACACCAAAACGACCGUAUUAUUAAUUAAAUGCAAAGAUAUUUCAAUACAUUGACCUUACAUUAGUACGCAAACAGCUCAUAUUAAACAGUAGAGGACUGUUUGUGUAAUGAUUGAAAAUUACUUUUUACUUUUCAAUGAAGACGUCAUGAGUCUCGUUUUGUUGUGAUGACUCCUUAGAAAAA